CUUAAUUCCCUCGCAAUCCCUCUGCUCAUAAUCCCAUCUCUAAAGUAUCGUUCCACAAUGGCGGAGAAAACAGACCCGCACACAACAUCCAAUUACGUUGCCUUCGAAGGGGACGCUGACGCCCUGAUUCCAGAAAGCGAUGACAGUGGCGAUACGGAUUCUGCGAUUGGUGGCGUGAGUUAUGCGUCGAGUACGACGAGUGCGAGAAGUGAGGUUUAUGCGCUAGUGGAGGAGUUUGGAAGGACUUAUCAUGGGUUUAAAGCCGGCAAAUAUAUCAUGCCGAAUGAUGAGAAAGAGCGUGACCGUCUCGACCUACAACACAUGCUCUUCCUCCAGACUGUCGACGGUCGCCUUUCAACCGCGCCGCUCACCUCCCCCCGUUCUGUCCUCGAUAUCGCCACUGGCACCGGCAUUUGGGCCAUGGACUUCGCAGAACAAUUCCCAUCCGCGCAGGUUCUCGGCACCGAUCUCUCCCCCAUCCAACCUUCCUACGUGCCCCUAAACUGCUCUUUUGAAAUCGCCGACGCGGAAGAUGAGUGGAAUUUCUCGCAGCAGUUUGACUACAUCCAUGGUCGGGCGCUGAUGAGCUGUUUCACCGACCCUCGAGAAAUGAUUCGAAAGGCGUACGACAGUCUCGAACCCGGAGGGUACCUAGAGCUCCAGGAUGGUUUCUUCCCGUUCCGCUUCCUUGAUCCUCAACCUGGGCCUGAAAACCCCGUGCGCAAAUGGCUAGAAUACUGCGAGCAGGCAUCCCGCAUCUCCGGCCGUUUGUGGGACAACGUGCAGCACUAUUCCCGCUGGAUGGCGGACCUCGGCUUCGUUGACAUUGUCGAGAAGCGGUAUAAUUGGCCGUGUGGGCCGUGGGCAAAGGGAGACAAGAUGAAGAAAUUGGGGGUGUAUUUUUAUGAGGAUUUGACGCAUGCCGUGGAGCCGAUUUGUAUGAAACUGUUUACGAAGUUUUUGGGCUGGAGCGAGGAAAGGGUGAGGGCGUUUGUGGCAGAGUUGUUGCCUGCUAUGGGGGCGAGGAGGUUGUAUCUUUAUGAGACUGUGGUAUUCGUAUAUGGCCGGAAGCCGCUGAAUGCUUGAUGUUGGAAUUGAGAUGGUAUAUAGAUUGAGAGUGGAAAGGGUUGGGGGAUGAGCGAGCGACUGAGUAUUUUGUUGUUGUAUACCACUUCUUGUUGGAACCUCUCAUGCAUUUAGCGAGCGCGGCCCUUGAAUGUUGGC
Lindgomyces ingoldianus is the source of this 1224-nucleotide messenger RNA. Its product is annotated as S-adenosyl-L-methionine-dependent methyltransferase. The record is from RefSeq and is a predicted model, not a curated record. NCBI's taxonomy places the organism in Eukaryota, Fungi, Ascomycota, Dothideomycetes, Pleosporales, Lindgomycetaceae. The transcript is spliced from 6 exons. Bases 58 to 1086 code for a protein of 342 amino acids. Gene Ontology annotation, molecular function: methyltransferase activity.